AAUAGCGUCAGCUGAGCGUCGCGACGAUGCCACCUUACUUAUUCAUCUGGUGCCAGUUUUAUUCUGGCCGCGUCGCGAUCGCGCCGUGCCAUGGAUGAGAACUUAUUUUAUUUAUAAUUAUCGUGUCAAGUUUGUUCAUCGGCCCUGUGUGUGCGAGAGUGUGUCCCGAAAUAAUAGCGGAUUAUGAUUUCUGUCCCGGCACCGGAAAAUAUUUCUUCCAAUAACGUAGAUCCGGUUGCUGGGCGACCGGCGCCAGAGCACCGCCGCCACCGUCGUCCCGCCACUCGCCGCCCCAUUAGGCGGCGUCGCGGCGCAAGAUAGCGGCGUCGCGGGGCAAGAUAGCGGCGGCGGGUGAGGGCGUUGCGGCGGCACGGCUAGCGCGACCACCCCCGUCGGAGGCGGCAGGCCUGCGCCGCCCAUGGGCGACCGGGAGGGCGGCGACGGGGGGCAGCAGGCCGCCCGAUGGGACCGAUUCGCCGCCGCCGCCGCCAAUUCCCAUUCCGUCGACACCACCGUAGACGACAGGGAUCAGGGAAGGUACUCCUCCAUUCCCCAAAUGUCUCCCCCGCAACUGCCGCCUGCUCCGCCUCCGCUGCCCCUCCACCUCCAGAGGCCGUACUCAAGGUCGAUGUCCUCGCUGCCCCCCGAGCCGUUCAUGAUCAUGCGCUCCAAGACCCUCAACAGGCGAGUGGUCAUCAACGUCGGAGGGGUGAAGCACGAGGUGCUGUGGAGGACCUUGGAUCGACUGCCGCACACCAGGUUGGGUCGUCUGAGAGACUGCAACACCCACGAAGCCCUGAGCGAGCUCUGCGACGACUACUCCCUCAUAGACAACGAGUACUUCUUCGACCGCCACCCCAAGUCCUUCAGCUCCAUCCUCAACUUCUACCGCACCGGCAAGCUGCACCUGGUGGACGAGAUGUGCGUGCUGGCGUUCAGCGACGACCUGGAGUACUGGGGCGUGGACGAGCUGUACCUGGAGUCGUGCUGCCAGCACAAGUACCACCAGCGCAAGGAGCACGUGCACGAGGAGAUGCGCAAGGAGGCGGAAUCGCUGCGGCAGCGGGACGAGGAGGAGUUCGGGGAGGACAAGUGCUCGCAGUACCAGAAGUGGCUGUGGGACAUGCUGGAGAAGCCGACGACUUCGAUAGCGGCCAGGGUGAUAGCCAUCGUUUCCAUCUUGUUUAUAGUACUAUCAACCAUAGCACUGACACUCAACACCAUUCCAAGUAUGCAAGUGUACGAUGAGAAAGGUAACUUCCAAGACAAUCCGCAGCUAGCGAUGGUGGAAGCCGUCUGUAUCACGUGGUUCUCAUUGGAGUACAUCCUCAGGUUCAGUGCGUCUCCCAACAAGUGGAAGUUCUUCAAGGGGGGGCUGAAUAUCAUAGACUUGCUAGCCAUCUUGCCUUAUUUCGUGUCGUUAUUCCUGUUAGAAACGAACAAAAACGCGACCGAUCAGUUCCAGGACGUUAGAAGGGUGGUGCAGGUGUUUAGGAUUAUGAGGAUACUGCGUAUCCUGAAACUAGCUCGACAUUCCACGGGUCUCCAAUCGUUGGGGUUUACCCUGAGAAACUCCUACAAAGAAUUAGGUUUGCUCAUGCUGUUCUUAGCCAUGGGCGUUCUUAUCUUUUCGAGCUUGGCCUACUUCGCGGAAAAAGAGGAGGCGGGCACCAAGUUCAUAAGCAUUCCAGAGACCUUUUGGUGGGCGGGAAUCACCAUGACCACCGUUGGGUACGGUGACAUCUACCCCACGACACCCCUGGGAAAAGUUAUAGGAAGUGUAUGUUGUAUUUGCGGUGUGUUGGUUAUCGCGUUGCCCAUUCCAAUCAUUGUUAAUAAUUUCGCCGAGUUUUAUAAAAACCAAAUGAGGAGAGAGAAGGCGCUGAAGAGGAGGGAGGCUCUGGAAAGGGCCAAGAGGGAAGGCAGCAUCGUGUCGUUCCACCACAUCAAUCUGAGGGAUGCGUUCGCGAAAAGCAUGGAUUUGAUCGAUGUUAUCGUGGAUACUGGUGAGAAGUGCGCUCUUAUCGGUGAAAACGAAGACAAUCGCAGACAUUCAUAAACAAAAAAAAACACCACCAUAAGUUCGCUCGUUAUCUCCGAGAAGCAUGCCAUUUCGCUUGUGUAUAAGUUCAAAAAGCACACACCGAAUUCCCCGAACCAUGAAACCGCUUUCUCGAUGUUAUGUGCACGGCAUGGCCACUAGCUGGCGAUCUAUCGGCGACGCGGGUGCACGGCAUGGCACCAGAUGGCGCCAGCCGCAUCUCGCUGACGGUUGUCUCGUUAGGCCACAAUAUGUCUCACGCGGACGGCAACAGCACCGAGGGGGAGUCCAUCGCGGGGCGGAACCCCGCCCAAACGGGCACCGGCUGCUACAGGAACUUCGACCAUUUCCCUCGCCACCGGCGCAGCGACAGCUCCACUCUGCCCUGCCUCCCGAGCAACGAAGGCCCCCCGGGGACAGGGGGGUCGCCCGGCUCGCAGAGGAGGCUCUACGCGAUGGUCAGCACGGAGGAGGAGGAAGAGGAGGAGGAGGGGUUGGGGGGAGGGCGGUAUCGGCAGAGUCCCGGGCAGGCUGUGGCGCCGCUGGCGCAGGAGGAGGCUAAUUUGGUGGGCGGUACGCCCAAAGAGUGCGUUUCGCCAACGGGUGAAAGUAAGAAAUCAGACACCCUCAAGAAGACUGAAAAAAUUGAAAUGGAGAUGCCCGCAGAAUUUGAAUGUUGUUUUUGCACAUCAAAGGACUUCAAAGAAUUCGUAGACGCCGAAAACCUGAUGCCUCUGACCACCAGCGACUUCAAAAACCCCGUUUGCCUCGAAAUGAGGAUCCUAAAGGAAUCCGAACAGAAUCUAGCCUUCUUUCCAGAAGUUGACGUCGAAAAAAAGAACACCCUGAACGGCACCGAUUUGCACAGCAUGGACAGUUCGGACACCUUUGCUAGCUGCAGAACCAAUCCAUUCAAUUCCCAGGGCGAUUUGGCAGACGACGUGACAGCCGACACCCCCAACGUCAUCGACAGCAACUUGUACGUCAAUCCUUUGGACAAGAGCGGCAACAACAGCCCCGUAAUAUCUUCAGGGGUGGGGAGAAGCGCCUGCGUGAAAAAAAGCGCUUCAGGGGACACGGGGCUGAGGAGCCUGGGAACGUCGCCCAUGGACGAGGGGUUCAAGGGUUUCGAGGCGUCGGAGAGGGGAAGUAGGGUCAGCUUGAAUGAUUCGCCGAUGAUGAAGAACAGGAAAACGAGGUUCAAGGGUCGACCGAGAACGAGAUUUGGAGACUUUUGUGAGAAUGAAUCGCAGGAAAGUUUGGAGAAAAAGAGGAAGACUUCUUUCGUACCUUCAAGAAGCCUGGCUUCAGCUACACGUAUCAUAAACCAACACUUGUUUGGUCUGCAGAAUUUGGCUCAAAAAACAGGUAGAAACUCUGGAAGUAAAUCCUCUCUCUCAGUCGACUCGAUAGACAGUCGCACCAGCCCCCAACUGGAGCUCCACAGAAGGUCGAAAUCCAUUUUGAAAAAAUCAGACAGCAGCGGCAACCGCUGCACGGACCCUGAAAGCGAACGACUCAUCUCCGACAACGUUUCGGGCUUCGAGGUGUCCUUCGGCAACGAAUACUCUCCGAACAAACGCAUGUCAUCGCCGCCGGUCAACCGGAGGUCGGUCAGUCAAAAAGCAGCGUCCAAAAACAGCCUGACGUACCAACACGAACUGGAGCGCACCAGGCUGCUGAAGUCCCAGUUGUUCCUACUGGACGAUAUCUUGAUCAAAGAGAAGCAAGCGUGCAAUAACGAACCGAAGGUUGACUCCAACAAGCUGAAAAUGUGCGGAGAUAGUAUGAACGAGGCACCACUAUAUAUUUGUCCGCCACCACCACCACUGGAAAACUCCCCUACUGAGGACACUAGGUUGCUGUAUAUGGGAGCUGCCAAGCAGGCGAAUAAUACUGUGCAGAUCAAAGGACACAAUCAAACGUCGUAGCAGUUACAGAUAUUAGGAUCAUCAUCGAGAGAGAGUGGAACCAUCAACGGUUUGGCAAGAUAGCAAAUCGACAAGGUUAGGUACACUUAUGAUGUACAAUGACGAUCGCAAUCAUUAGAAUUUGGUGCAUUUCGAAGUGCUUUGUUAUUUAGUCGGUUGGAGAUGUUAUACAGUUAGGUUUUUGGAGAAAAAUAUAUAUUCUAAAGCUACUAAAGUUGUGAAUCGAAUUUUUCAAUUAUUUUUACUUAGUGUUAUAUUUUGCGAAAGAAGAUGAGUGACAGGUGCAGUGAAAGAAUAGAACUUAUUUAAAAAGACUUGAUUUCCUGCAAAUAUAUGUGUAUACUUAAAACUGUUAUCAAGUUGAAUUUAUAGGUUGUGUUUUAAGAAAUUAAUUGCACAUCGGAUGAAGCAAAAAAUAUCGAACAAACCAUUUGAAACCAAGUUAGAUUUUUUAUAAAUGUCCUCUUUCAAUCACAAAAUCAUUUGAAUUUGUUGUGAAAUUUUUUGCUUCAUUUGUUAGUCUGUAUCAAAAAUGUCAAUGAUUGCAGCAAUAAGUUACACUGUUUAAGCAGAGUGAGAGAAUUUUGUUAUUCUAUUUGUACCAUGGUAAACCGAAUCCAGAGACAGUAGUUCAUGGUUCAAUUUCACAUCUUAGCACACUGUUUCAAUUUAUGAAUAAGGAGUAAAGAACAAAAUGUAAAGAUAUUUUGGGACGACACUUCCGGAAAGGGUCUUUAUUCUUUACUGAAUUGUCAUAAUUUGUUCUUCAUUUAUGAUUUACGCUUCCCCCAGUGAGGAUUUUUAUUAUUAUUUUCUUGGUAAAAAUAUUAUCUGAUCACUGUGACAUUUCAAACUGGUCACAAUAAUUAAAAAGAUUUACUCAAUACUGUAGGUUCACUUCGGCUAUUGCUUGAUAUGGUACUCAGUAUUUUCUCUUUUCGCACUUUCAGUGGGUUCAUUCUUUUCAAGAACUGCGAAAUAGAAUUAAAGCUAUCAAUAAUGUCAGAUUUCGGAAUUCUGUCUCAGCAAAUUUUUAAAUCGAUAGAAAUGAGGUGGGAAAAGUGAUCAGACAAUGAAAUUUGGCUUGUGCUCACUUAUGACUAUAUAAAAAUGAAUUGAGUACGGACUGGAUUCGGUGAACCAAACAAUUAUGAGCCUACUUUCGAGAGAGAUUGUAAGUGAAUAUAUUGUUAUUUUUUAUAAAAUAAUCAACGGUUUUACGGCCAGCGUGUCAUCUAUUAGACGAAUCAGCUCUAUAUAUCUUUUUUCUGUUCUUACAUAGGAUAAAUACUAUCGUUUUUCGAAAAUCUGUAUAGUAGUUUAUUAUGGUUGAUUCACACAUAUCUAGACGCGAAAUUCUAGGUUAGUAGGAGAGAUCAAUCAUAUUUGAUACAUUUGUGGUGUACACCCUUUAUCACUAUCAAUUCCUCUCUGGCACCAAAUUUGGGUUUUCACAUUCUACUAUAUGUACAGGGUGUAUCUUAAGUAGAAAAUUCAGGAGCAUGUUGCUGACGUCAACUUAUGGAGAAAAGUUCGAAUAAAUAUAUGUCCGAAAGUUAUUCGUUUCUGAGAUACAGAGUGUCAAAGUUGAAUUCUUAUUUUUGUUUUUUGUUAAUAAAUUCCAAUAUAAUUGUGAUAUUGGAAUAAAAUUUUGUAUCUAGGGGUAUUUUUCAAUGACAAUAUCAAAUUUUAUGAAAGUUUGUCUCUUUCGUGAGGUUGGCGCCACCUACAUGAGUCUUUUGGAAAGUCAUAACUAUUUUGUGCGUACCUGUAUAAUGUUCCAUAGUAGAAAAAUAGAUUUCUAGAACACUUUUGUGUAAACAAUAUAUUCCUGGUAGAGGUCGCUGCGAGCAACUGUUUUCGAGUUAUUGGGAUUCGAAAUAAUCGAUGCAUUUGAAUUAUUUCCAUGUGACUCGUAAGUCGCCUCUAGUGAAUAUCAGAAAAGGUACGCCAGUGCAUUUUUCUUCUUCCAUUCAAUAACAUUGGAAUGUAGGCAAAAUAUAUGAUUCUUAGGUACUUCUUUUUAACUACUUUUUGGACUCUUCCAAUUUAAAAAAAUAACAAUCCAGUGAGUACUUGUCAUCUUAUUUCAAUCCUGUACUUGUGAUCCAAGCUUUUUCAACUAACUGUUUAAGUAUCAAUUUGGUCUCAAUUACUGUUAUCAUUAUUAGUAUUUGAUUGUAAUAACACACGAUUCCGAUUUUUCAAUGAAAUCAAAGAAAAAGAAUUUCCCUUACUUAAUAAAUCAAUUUUCAAUUCCAACUUCUUGUCACUCCAAAUUGCAUUGAUUAUUUCAGAUCCCAAUAACUCGAAAACAGUUGCUCGCAGCGACCUCUACCAUUAAUAUAUUUUUUACACAAAAGUGUUAUAGAAAUCUAUUUUUCUACUAUAAAACGUUAUACAGGUACGCACGAAAAAGUUAUGACUUUUCAAGUCUCAAAAGACAUGUAGGUGGCGCCACCCCCACGAAAGAGACAAACUAACAUAAAAUUUGAUAUUGUCAUUGAAAAAUACACCUAGAUACCAAAUUUCAUUCCAAUAUCACAAUAAUUUUGAAAUUUAUUAACAAAAAUGACACUCUGUAUUUCAGAAAUGGAUAACUUUCGGACAUAUGUUUAUACGAACUUUUCUUCUCAUUUUGACGUCAGCAACAUGCUCCUGAAUUUUCUACACGUACUUAAGAAACACCCUGUAUAUGCUCGAAAUAUAGGUAAAUAGCUUAUGAAGCAAGUGUUUACAAAAACGGUGACUGUAACACUAAUGUAUCAAAGUGAUAUGAUCACUCCAGAUGUGCAGAGAUGGAUAAAAAUCAAUCUAAUCAAUCACUAUUUUAAUUUGAAUAAUAUAUGUGACUAUGUAGAAUAUUAAAAAUUAGGAGUUUCUACUUCCUGAGACAUGCUUGGUGCAAAAUUGAAUCGACGGUGAUAAAAUAAGAUAAUAGUAAAGAAUUUUCGUUUUGGAAACAUGAAUUUAUGCUACAAAUGAUCAAUUGUUCACGCCUCUGUAUUACAGCAACACAA
Messenger RNA from Phaedon cochleariae (mustard beetle), 6992 nucleotides. The record is from the annotation of a GenBank genome assembly. NCBI's taxonomy places the organism in Eukaryota, Metazoa, Arthropoda, Insecta, Coleoptera, Chrysomelidae.